AUGGCUGGACGACGUGAUUGCCGUGUCUACAUCGGGAAUCUGCCGCCCGACAUAAGACAGCGCGAUCUGGAGGACCUCUUCUACAAAUAUGGCCAUAUCAAUUUCAUCGAUGUGAAGCUCACUCGUGGAGCGCCUUUCGCUUUCAUCGAAUUCGAUGACCCACGUGAUGCGCGCGAUGCAAUUCGUGGACGCGAUGGAUACGAGCUGGACGGCUGUCGAAUUCGCGUUGAAAUGACACGAGGAGUUGGCCCGCGUGGACCAGGUGGCCGUCCACUGUAUGGCCCGGAUCGCGGCGAAAUCCGAGACCGACGACCACCGCCACCGCGUGGCCCACCCCGUCGAAGUGGCUAUCGUGUGCUGGUCACCGGUCUGCCAAUGACAGGCUCCUGGCAGGAUUUGAAAGAUCAUAUGCGCGAGGCGGGCGAUAUCUGUUACGCGGAUGUGUACAAGGAUGGCACUGGUGUGGUGGAGUAUACCAGACAGGACGACAUGAAGUACGCAAUCAAGAAACUCGACGAUACGAAGUUCAAGUCGCACGAGGGCGAGACGUCGUACAUUCGAGUGAAGGAAGCAGCAAUUGAUGAUCGCUACAGAUCGCGUUCCCGCUCGCCACGUGGUUCGCCAAAAUAUAGCCCAAAGUCGGCCUCUCGUUCGCGCUCCCGUUCGCCCCUUCAUUCUGCAUCUCCUGGUCGUUCCUCCCGCUCACGCUCACCAUAA
This is a messenger RNA of Gongylonema pulchrum, 717 nucleotides long. The record is from the annotation of a GenBank genome assembly. NCBI's taxonomy places the organism in Eukaryota, Metazoa, Nematoda, Chromadorea, Rhabditida, Gongylonematidae.